This is a messenger RNA of Seriola dumerili (greater amberjack), 2289 nucleotides long. RefSeq names its product double-stranded RNA-specific editase B2-like (gene adarb2). The coding region runs from base 1 to 2289 and encodes 762 amino acids. NCBI's taxonomy places the organism in Eukaryota, Metazoa, Chordata, Actinopteri, Carangiformes, Carangidae. Gene Ontology annotation, biological process: adenosine to inosine editing; RNA processing. Gene Ontology annotation, cellular component: nucleolus; cytoplasm. The transcript is spliced from 10 exons. Gene Ontology annotation, molecular function: double-stranded RNA binding; tRNA-specific adenosine deaminase activity; double-stranded RNA adenosine deaminase activity. The record is from RefSeq and is a predicted model, not a curated record.
AUGGCAUCCGUACUUGGAAACAACAGCCGCGCGUCCGGGGCUCAGAGCGGCCAAGUCAAAUGCAAGCUGAAGAAGAGGAGGAGGAGGCGAUCUAAGAGAAAAGAGAAAUUCAGUAUGCUGUCAGCAUUGAUCGCCCCCUUCAAGUACAUAAGCCCUGGGACCAGCGGUACAGAGGACGAGGACAGUUUAAGUACCAGCAGUGCAGAGGUAAAGGAAAACCGUAACAUCGGUAACUUAGAAGAUCGCACCAUAGGAUCUGCAGAGUGCCAGUCGCUCUUCUGCUCUGACUCUACGAGAAGCGGCAGCUCUGCUCUGAAAAGGAAACGGCCGCUGGAGGAAGACAACAAGGGGCACUUGUGUCAACUCCGCCUGAUCUAUAAGAAACUGUCCUGGUCUGAGGCUCCAAAGAACGCUUUGGUGCAGCUGAAUGAACUCCGGCCGGGCCUGCAGUACCGCAUGGUGUCUCAGACAGGCCCAGUGCACGCUCCUGUCUUCUCCAUCGCUGUGGAGGUGAACGGGCUGACCUUUGAGGGCACAGGCCCCACAAAGAAGAAAGCUAAGAUGAGGGCUGCCGAGCUGGCCCUCAAGUCCUUCAUCCAGUUCCCAAACGCUCCUCAGGCCCACCUAGCCAUGGGAAACAUCUCCAACCCUUCAGCCGACUUCACCUCAGACCAGGCGGACUUCCCUGAAACGCUCUUUAAAGAAUUUGAGUCCUCGCCAUGCUCCGAUGGCCUCUCGCUCUGCAGCACAGCAGCUGAGAGCAAGCUACUGUCGAGUGAGCUACUGAGACAUGGACGGUUGCUUCGCCACACCUUGGACCUGAUGGUUCAGGCUCAGCAGAGGCUGGGUGGGAUUGUUCCAGAGCCUGAGGCUCCCAAGAGCCCUGUGGCAUUGCUAAAUGAACUCCGGCCGGGCCUGCGCUAUGCUUGCCUUUCAGAGCAAACUGAAGGGCGACGGCUGCGUAGCUUUGUGAUGGCAGUGCGUGUGGACGGGCGGAUAUUUGAGGGCUGUGGUCGCAGCAAGAAGCUGGCCAAGACCCAGGCGGCCCAGUGUGCUCUUCAGGCCCUCUUCAACAUCAGGACAGCCCCUGAGGGGAGGACAGGCCUCAAAGCCAGCAGGAAGAGUUGUCCUCAUUUACCCCAGGACUUUGCCGAUUCAAUAUUCCACUUGGUGAGGGAGAAGUACCGGUCGCUGGUGGGCGGCUGCAGUCCUGCGCACGCUCGACACAAAUCCCUGGCAGGCAUCGUAAUGACCCGAGGCCUGGACCUGCGGCACGCCCAGGUGGUGGCGUUAUCCACGGGCACCAAGUGCAUAAACGGGGAGUAUCUGAGUGACCAGGGACAGGUGGUCAAUGACUGUCACGCUGAAGUCACGGCCCGGAGAGCCCUGCUACGCUUCCUCUACUCACAACUUGAACUCUUCUUAAGUAAAAGCCCUGAGGACUGGGAGGAGUCGAUAUUCAUGCGGCACAAGGAGUGUGGCUACAGGUUGAGAGACAACGUCCAUUUCCACAUGUACAUCAGCACCUCACCAUGUGGUGACGGGAGACUCAACUCACCCUACGAAAUCACCACUGACCUCCACAGCAGCAGACACCUCAUGAGGAAGCACCGCAACCACCUCCGGACCAAAAUCGAGUCAGGCGAGGGAACGGUGCUGGUGCGAUGUCGGGGGCCCGUCCAGACGUGGGACGGCGUCUUACAGGGCGAGCAGCUCAUCACCAUGUCCUGCACAGACAAGAUCACCAGAUGGAACAUCCUGGGCCUGCAGGGGGCCUUGCUGAGCCACUUUGUGGAGCCGGUGUACCUGCACAGCAUGACCGUCGGCAGCCUGCGCCACACGGGUCAUCUGGGCCGAGUUCUGAACCAGCGGCAGGAGCGCCUCGGUCCACUGCCCGCCACAUACAGACGCAACCAGCCUCUGCUCAGUGGCCUGAGCAGUGCUGAGUAUCAACAGCCAGGGAAGGCCUCGUGUGUGAGCGUCAACUGGACGCUGGGCGACGCACAGUUGGAGGUGGUCAACACUGCCACGGGACGGAGACGGGACUCAGGGACACCCUCGCGUCUCUGCAAGCACGCCCUGUUCACCCGCUGGAGCAGACUGUACCGCAAGCUGGGGAUCCACAUGGCCGGCUCGGCGGACCGCCAGCUCAUGUACUGCGAGGCCAAGAUGGCGGUGCGUCCUUACCAGACAGUGAAGCAGCAGUGGUUCAGAUCUCUGCAGGAAACGGGCCUCGGCACCUGGGUGAAGAAACCACCUGAGCAGGAACAGUUCCUACUGUCGGUCUGA